This is a messenger RNA of Prunus mume (Japanese apricot), 2909 nucleotides long. RefSeq names its product homeobox protein ATH1 (gene ATH1). Lineage: Eukaryota; Viridiplantae; Streptophyta; Magnoliopsida; Rosales; Rosaceae. Gene Ontology annotation, biological process: regulation of DNA-templated transcription. Gene Ontology annotation, molecular function: DNA binding. The record is from RefSeq and is a predicted model, not a curated record.
CUCACUCUCUUUCUUUCUUUUAUUGGGGGGUUCUCUGAGAUGGGGUGUCCUUUAUUUUUCAGACCCAUUUAUGUUUCAUGCUUUUUUCAAAUCUUGUGGCUUUAGCUAGAGAAAGAGAGAUAAACUCUCUGAAAAAAACUUGAUGGGUCCUGAUUCCUGAAACUCUGAAUCUCAGUUUCUUGGGUUUUGGUUUUCUUGAAAAAAAUUCCCACUUCUCUGUUCAUUCAAACAAAAAACUUCACCUUUUGUGUUACCUUUUUCAUUUCUUGUGAUUUGAGAAAGGUGGGGGGAAGGAUGCAUGAGACCUUAUAAUUAGCUUUUUCUCCUUGUUCUUUUUGUUAAAGAAGGAACAAAGUUAUUUUUCAUUGUACUCCCCCGUAAGGCUUUAAGGAUAAAGUAAACGAAAUCAUAUCUUGUGAACUUUCACUGAAUUGGCUUGUUCUGAGUUCCAAGGGAAGUAUACAUAUAUUGUUGUCAAUCACCAUUCCAUCUUUCAUCAUUAUAAAUCUAAGGGGUCUGAUUUGGCAUAUCCCAUGAAUCUAUUUGAAGAUUUAUAACAACAUUGUUUUGCCUUAGAGAAGGGUUUGUUCCUAGAAAGGCCUGCAUUCUCAUUGAGGUUGUUUGCUGGUGGGUGAUAGCUCCUCCUCCUCAAGUAGGUGGCAGGCUAAGAUCGAUCUGUAUUGGUCGUCAGUUCAUCUUAUCAGAAGGAGUGGCCUGAAAUUAUAUUCAUCUCCCCUGCUUUUUGGCAAACUAAAUUUCCUAGGGUGUCAAAAGCUGCUGUUUAUGCUCAAUGCUAACUGAUAUUUGUUGUCUCGUUUUAUGAUGGACAAUCAAAUGUAUAAUGUCCCGACGGACUUGACCGCCCGGAAUUCAGUUGUCAUGGAUGGGAUUGUACCACAUACAACGAUGAACUCACUUGUUCAAUCCUAUUCAUUUGAUCUUAAUCACCAAAACCAUGGCAUGGCUUUAGUUCCAGUGCUUUCAUCCUUUCCAGGAGAACCUGUCAUGCAUUCUCAUUCUGAGUUUAAUGGCACAAACGGUGCCGGCAUUGUUGAAUCAAAUCCAUUUGUUACAUCCCAAAGAAGGCAUAAUGUGAGAGACUCCUCAUUCAUCAGUUCAAGUUUCGCUGAUAAUACUGUGUUCGAAGCAACACCUCAUUCUGCUGCUUCACUUGCUACCCUUUUGGCUGCAAAGGGUAGUCUUCAGGAAAAUCUCAACAACUUAGCAAUUUCAGGAACUCCGGUCAGUUCUUCAGAAGCUUACACUUCAAAUGACUGCUCUAACAACUCUAAUUCUCUGUUUGCAACCUCUAUGAAUUGUGGAUAUGAUGAAAUACUUGGUAGUAUAAGUAGUCAGUGGGAGAUCAACAAGUACGCAGCUCCUUCGGAACUUGGUGAGAGAACUUCAGUAAGAACAGGGUUUCAACCAUUUUCACCCACAGGAAAUCUGGAUCCAAAUGGAUGGUUAUCAUCAAAUGGUGAAAAUGUAAUGACAUAUCAUUCUUACAGUUCCUGUAAAUUCAGCAACGAGCUCGCCCUAACUCUCGCCACAUCCAGCCCUGCUAUCGUCGGUGGGGUGGAUAUCCGAAAUCAGUGUUCAGACAUUGGUUCUUCUGGGAUGGCUCACCCUUCUUUGAAUCAAUCAAGGUUUGGCUCGUCAGAGCAAAAUUCUUGCAACAGUGAGGAGCUUUCUCUAAGUUUUGGUUCUUACAAACCUCCUCAACUAUCCCAAGUAAUAUGUGGAUCAAGAUAUCUUCAUGUGGUUCAGGAAAUACUUUUUGACAUUGCAAGCUACUCACUAGAAAAUCUAGACCAGUCAAGUUUUUCAUCUGCGAGGAUCAUGUCUGAGAACGCUGACAGCGAUGGUAGAUUUGAGGUACAUAAGGAUCCUGCAUUGCAAAAACAGGAAAUCAAAACAAAGAAAUCCAAAUUGCUGACCCUGUUACAAAUGCUUGAUGACUGCUACAACCAAUGUGUAGAUGAGAUUCAUACAGUUGUAUCAGCGUUUCAUGCUGCUACCGAGACGGAUCCCCAUAUACAUGCUCGUUUUGCCCUUCAAACAAUCUCUGUACUGUAUAAAAAUCUGAGGGAAAGGAUUAGCACCCAUUUCCUUGCAAUGACUGCAAAUUCGAACCCUGCAUCCCCCACUGAGAGUGAAAGGUCUUUUGAAAUCCACAAGCAAUUGGCUCUGCAGCAUCUAAAAAAGAAAGAACAUCAAAUAUGGAGACCCCAGAGAGGCUUGCCUGAAAGAUCCGUCUCAGUUUUACGUGCAUGGAUGUUUCAAAACUUCCUUCAUCCGUACCCUAAAGAUGCAGAGAAGCAUGUCCUUGCAGUGAAAAGUGGAUUGACAAGAAACCAGGUAUCCAACUGGUUUAUCAACGCUCGUGUCCGGCUAUGGAAACCGAUGAUUGAGGAAAUGUACUCGGAGAUGAACAGACGAAAGACUCGUCAAAGUGACAACACUGAGAGAAACAAUAGAAGCCACCACCACAACAUAAGUAUUAACCAUCACAAAUUUGGUGUGAACUGAAGGUUUUUGAAAGGGUACAUAGCGAAUGGAAAAUGGGGCAUAUUCCACAACAUUAAUGCUACAAGUGUAUAUAGUUGUGGAAAUUAUUCAGGAGUAGGUUUCAGUGACCAUGCCCAUUGCCCUUGCCCACAAGAAUGUUUUGCAAGCAAUAGUAGAAUCGUUGUGGAAAAAAAUGGCUAGAAAAUUAUUUAUUUUGGAACUUUUUCGUAAUGAAAACCGAAAGGUUAACACGCGUGAUUUAGUUUAAUCCUUAAUUUAAAUUACAGUUCAUGCAUUCUAAAAAGUGUUUGGGAUUUGGACGUGGGAGUUUAUGGUUCACGCCGGACACAACAUUGUCCACUGUGUAUAUGCAUACGUACCCUUCUCCCUUUAUGUCCCAA